Messenger RNA from Chenopodium quinoa (quinoa), 2217 nucleotides. Its product is annotated as G2/mitotic-specific cyclin-2-like. Bases 721 to 1962 code for a protein of 413 amino acids. The transcript is spliced from 9 exons. NCBI's taxonomy places the organism in Eukaryota, Viridiplantae, Streptophyta, Magnoliopsida, Caryophyllales, Amaranthaceae. Gene Ontology annotation, molecular function: cyclin-dependent protein serine/threonine kinase regulator activity. Gene Ontology annotation, cellular component: cyclin-dependent protein kinase holoenzyme complex; nucleus; cytoplasm. Gene Ontology annotation, biological process: mitotic cell cycle phase transition; regulation of cyclin-dependent protein serine/threonine kinase activity. The record is from RefSeq and is a predicted model, not a curated record.
UAAAAUAAAAUAAUAAAAUCAAAAUCAAAAAUCAAAAACCCAAUCAUAUUGUAUACACAUUACACUAAUACAAUAUCAAUAUUUUCCAAUUAAGUAUGAUUAUUCGGGCCGGGUCGGGUCACGUGGGUGCAAUGUAUGUGUCACAUGCCAGCCAAUUUAUGUGACCGUUGGCUAAGGCUAGCUCAUAUCAAAGAAAAAAAGAAGGGCGUGGUUUAGUUCAUCCAACGGCCAUAUAUUUUCACUAGCCGUUGUAUUUGAAAAUUUAAGGGGGUUUAGGUUCGUGUAUUUUCCAGACAAUUUUUCCGUUGUUUCCGUUUUAAGGCAACAAUUUUAUUUCUUUCCUUUUUCUGUUUUCUUCUUCUUCUUUAUUUACCUGAGCUCUUGAAUGACUGAGUAAGAGAGAGAGAGAGAGAGAGAGAGAGAGAGAGAGAGAGAGAGAGAGAGAGAGAGAGAGAGAGAGAGAGAGAGAGAGAGAGAGAGAGAGAGAGAGAGAGAGGAGAGAGAAAGUGAGAGAGAGAGAGAAAGAGAGUAUAAUUAGUAAAUGAACUAAUUAUACCUCAGAUUUUUUGUUCAUUUUUGUUCAUAAUCAAGAGAAGUAGUUAAGAUUUUUCUGGGGUUUUUAUUAAUUUUUCUGGGGUUUUUGUUGAUUUUUCUGGGGUUUGAUUUAUUCUUUGUUAUUUGAUUGAGAUUAAUUAGAUCUUGAGAUUAUAAUUAGCAAAGAUGAUUAACAAUGAAAAUCAAAGUAUUCCCAAUUUCCAAGGUCCCAGAAAAUUUGGGCAUGAAGCUAAAAGAACAAGAAGAGCAUUAAGUGUGAUUAAUCAGAAUUUGGUUGGAUCUCAGCCUUAUCCUUGCGUUGUUAACAAAAGACCCGAUUCACAAAAAUGUGUAAUUUUUGACGAAAACAUCCCCAAUCCUGUACAAAGACCAGUCACAAGGAAAUUUGCUGCUGAAAUUAAUAAUAAACAAGAAAUCAAAGUUCAAAAUUCAAGUGAAGUUAUUGAAGAUGUUAAAAUAAUAGAUGUGGAGUGUAAGACAAUUACAGAUGUGCCUGUGCCAAUGUCAUUGGAAAAGCCUGAAUCUGCAGCACAAAAUCAGAUUAAUGAGAUGGAAGAGGUUGAGAUGGAAGACAUCUUUGAAGAUCCAAUCUUGGACAUUGAUGGCCGUGAUUCAAAAAACCCUCUUGCUGUUACUGACUAUAUUGAUGAUCUUUACCUUUAUUAUAAGAAAAUGGAGGCAUGCAGCUGUGUAUCACCAGAUUACAUGUCACAGCAAUUUGACAUUAAUGAAAAGAUGAGGGCUAUACUGAUUGACUGGCUUGUUGAGGUACAUUACAAAUUUGAACUUAGGGAUGAGACCUUAUUUCUCACAGUACAUCUAAUAGACAGAUUCCUAGCUAAACAUACAAUGGUGAGAAAGAAGCUGCAAUUAGUGGGUUUAAUUGCAAUGUUGUUAGCUUGCAAAUAUGAAGAAGUUUCUGUACCUGUUGUUGAAGAUUUAAUCUUUAUUUCUGACAAAGCUUAUACUAGAGAAGAUCUUCUUGAAAUGGAGAAAAUAAUGCUCAACACAUUGCAAUUUAACAUUUCUUUGCCAACCCCAUAUGUUUUUCUAAGAAGAUAUCUGAAAGCUGCUGAAUCUGACAAGAAGCUUGAGCUGCUGUGCUUUUAUCUGAUUGAACUUUCUUUGGUGGAGUAUGAAAUGAUCAAAUUUCCACCUUCACUGUUAGCUGCUGCUGCAGUGUAUACAGCACAGUGCAGUUUGUAUGGCUUUAAACAGUGGAGCAAGAGCUGUGAGUUUUACACAAACUACACUGAAGACCAGCUCCUGGAAUGCUCAAAGCUUAUGGUCAAUUUCCAUCAAAAGGCAGGAACAGGAAAGCUAAGUGGAGUACAUAGGAAAUAUUCAACUUCAAAGUUUGGUUAUGCAGCAAAAUUUAACCCAGCAACCUUUCUCCUCAACAAUUGAGUCUAAUGAGAAAGGAUUACUGUAUAGUUUACUGACUAUACAAGAAAUUUGGUAAUUACAACAAAAUGACAUUUGAAAACUACCCAUUUAAUCUCUAUUUGAGGGGGUGUGGCUAAUAAUCUUGAUUGGCUUUUAGGAUAUUGAUAUUGACAAUAUUUACCACCCUUUGUUUAUGUUUCUUGCAAAACAUCCACAUUGUAUUUCAUAUUCAAUUUUUUGAAUAAAUACAGAUUCAACUGCUUAUAUUCUGUUAAA